Messenger RNA from Linum trigynum, 3139 nucleotides. The record is from the annotation of a GenBank genome assembly. Lineage: Eukaryota; Viridiplantae; Streptophyta; Magnoliopsida; Malpighiales; Linaceae.
CUAAACUAGUUUCAUUCCUUCCACUUGGUUGCCAUUAUUAAUACAUCUCCCCCGAGCUCCUUACCUUCUCAUCCCACCAGUCUCUGCUCUUCUCUUCCACCAUGGCGCCAAACCAGACCACAUCUCUUCUCUCGGACGACGAAUCGAACCACGACACCCGCCGCAAUGCCAGAACCCACCCGGGCACCAACCCAUUCAUCUUCACAGCACUCAUUGCCCUCAGCUGCGUCGGCCUUUCCGCCGCCUCUGCUUUUGGCUUCCUCUACUUCUCUACAUCUUCUUCAACUACUCACUCGGCCCAGAAACUGUCUUCGAUCGAACGAACCGGCCGGCCCAGCUCGAAACUCCCCCGCCCGGUCGUGAUCAUGAUCUCCGCUGAUGGGUUCCGAUUCGGGUACCAGUUCAAGACGGCAACCCCGAGCAUCGACCGGCUCAUGGCCGAAGGAACGUCGGCCGACCGGGGUCUGAUCCCGGUCUAUCCGACCCUCACUUUCCCCAACCAUUACUCCAUCGUCACGGGGCUCUACCCUGCCUACCACGGCAUCAUAAACAACUACUUCGUCGACCCGGCCACCGGCGACGAGUUCACUCUGGCGAGCCACGACCCCAAGUUCUGGCUCGGAGAGCCGCUGUGGGAGACGGUGGCCAACCACGGCCUGCCCGCUGCUGCUUAUUACUGGGCUGGAGCUGAAGUGGUGAAAGGGAGCUGGACUUGUCCUCCACAGUUCUGCCCCAAAUACAACAGCUCGGUGCCAUUGGAGGAGCGAAUUGAUACUUUGCUUAGCAACUUCGAUUUGCCGCUCGAGGAAAUCCCUGUUCUCAUGAAUCUCUACAUUGAAUCUCCUGACGCACAGGGUCACCAGGUUGGGCCCGACGAUCCACAAAUAACCGCAGCCGUGGGCCGAGUGGACUCGCUACUGGGCAGGCUAAUCACCGGGCUGGAGCAGAGGGCCCUAUUGGACGAAGUAACGGUGAUCUUCGUAGGCGACCACGGCAUGGUCGGCACGUGCGACAAGAAGUACAUCUACAUCGAGGAUUUCGCGGAAUGGAUCGACAUCCCGGAAGAAUGGAUCAUGUACCACACUCCGGUCCUCUCCAUCCGCCCUCCGGCCGGCGUCGACGCUGCCGAGGUAGUGUCCAAGAUGACGGAAGCGCUGGAGUCGGGGAAACUGAACAACGGCGGCAGCCUGAAGGUUUACCUGAAGGAGAACCUGCCAGCGAGGCUGCACUACUCCGACAGCGACAGGAUCACGCCCAUCAUUGGGAUUGUGGCGGAGGGUUACACGGUGGAGCAGCGGCGGGUGGCCGGGGAGGAGAUGUGUUGGGGUUCCCAUGGGUAUGACAAUGCGGCGUUUUCGAUGAGGACGAUUUUCGUCGGGAGGGGGCCGAAGUUCGGGAAGGGAGUGGUGGUGCCGUCGUUUGAGAACGUGGAGCUUUAUAAUGCGGUUACUUCAAUUCUGGGGAUUUCCGGGGCUCCGAAUAAUGGAACUUCGGGUUUUGUCAACACCGUUCUGCGGAGAAGAUGAUGAGUGGGUUUCUCCUUAAGCAAAUGAGUUUGAUGCUCUGAGCUACUGGGACUCUAGAGGAGCAAGAACUAAAUACAAAAAAGCUAAAAGUACGUGUGUACGAUGGUGAUGAGUGUAACAGGUGGUAUUUAUUACCGUUAGGUCCAACGUACCAAUUUAUGACCAUCCGGUAAAAAUUGGAAUCAAUACAUGUAUUUUCAUUUUCCUUAUUUGGUAAUUAAUUAAUUGCGACUCCCUACAGUAAUUUGGGUAUAAUUUUAAGUAAGGUAACUUGAUUAAAUAUGAACCAUUAAAAUAUAUAUUAAUCAUUUUAAGCCAUUGAUUAAAAGGGAAAAAAAUAAACGCAAAAAUAGAUAAUAAUGACAACCGGCAGUGCCAGGUUACUUUAUUUUGCGGGAAUAGCGAUCACGUUUCUUUCCUUUUUUUAUGAUUUGUCUUGCUUUUCCUUUCCAUUUAUCGUGUUUAUUUUAUAUUAUUUAGAAAUUCUAAUAGAUACUCAUUACGUAAAGGUUACAAAAUAUAGUUAUUUCUUACGUAAUAGGUAAAAUAGAAGCGUUACGUAAGACUUACGUAAUGACUUAGCACUUUACGUAAUGUUAGGUUAAUACUCAUUACGUAAAGGGACCUUCCAUUACGUAAGGUUUCCGCAAUGACAUUUUUCAACUGUUACGUAAAAUACACAUUCAUUACGUAAAGGUUACGUAACGAUAGUUAUUUCUUACGUAACAGUUAAAUUGGAAGCAUUACGUAAGACUUUCGUAACGACUUAGCACUUUACGUAAUGUGAGGUUAAUACUCAUUAUGUAAAGAGACCUUCCAUUAUGUAAGGUUUCCGUAAUAACAUUUUACAACUGUUACGUAAAAUACGCAUCCAUUACGUUAAGGUUACGUAACGAUAAUAUUUCUUACGUAACUGUUAAAUUGGAAGCAUUACGUAAGGCUUUUGUAACGACUUAGCACUUUACGUAACAGGAGGUUAAUACUCAUUACGUAAAGGGGCCUUCCAUUACGUAAGGUUUCCGUAAUGACAUUUUACAACUGUUACGUAAAAUACACAUCCAUUACGUAAAGUUUAUGUAAUUAUAGUUAAUUCGUAACAGUUAAAUCACAAGCAUUACGUAAGACUUCCGUAAUAACUUAGCACUUUACGUAACACGAGCUUAAUACUCAUUACGUAAAAGGACAUACCUUUACGUAAAGGCUAUGGAACAUGGUUAUUUCUUACGUAACAAUUCAAUCAGAAGCGUUACGUAAGGCUUCCGUAAUUACAGGAAUACAAUAUGUACAAGGAAAGGAAAAGAGAGACUAAUUACAAUCCUACUAGAACUAGGAUAAAGACUUAUCCUUAAUACGCCAUGUAAGAAUUAUGAAUGUUGUGUGUUGUAUUAACAUAGAAGAUCGAGGGCUAUUUAUAGCCUAGCUUACAUUAAUACAAUACGUACAAGGAAAGGAAACACUAAUUACAAUCCUACUAGAACUAAGAUAAAGACUUAUCCUUAAUAUCGGCCAUCAUAACCAUAGAACGUAACUCUCCGGACAAAAACCUGGUGGAAAUUCUUCAUCUUCUUCGUCUUGUUGUGCGUUGCAUAUAGUAAUUAAGGUGAUCCCCUGAC